Molecule: messenger RNA, 293 nt
Organism: Striga asiatica
Lineage: Eukaryota; Viridiplantae; Streptophyta; Magnoliopsida; Lamiales; Orobanchaceae
Source: the annotation of a GenBank genome assembly
AUGGCCCAUAAAGAAUGGAGAACCCGGAAUGGAUGUGGAAAACCUGGAAUAUCCACCUACAUUUUAUGGUGGAUGUGGAAAACCCGGAAUGGAUGGUUGUUCAAAAAGGAAUGGUGCAAUGAGUUGUCAGUAGUAAAUAAGGCAUAUAAAGAAUGGAGAGAAUAUGAUCUCUACACUAGGCCCAUAAAGGAGAUAGAUAAGGCUCGGGUAGCUGUGGAGUCAAUCACUGGAGAGACACAAGGAGUAGGGGAGCAGAGUGAUGCUCUCAGUGCUAAUGUGGUCUCAAAUGCAGU